ACAUUAUAUUUCCAAAGCUUCUCUAUACCUCAGAACUCCCCUCUUUCACUUGAGAGUGUCAACCUAGAGAAAAAAAUAAGCGUAAAUUUUUAAUCAAAAUUAGCAAAUGUAAAUCAUCAGCACUGAUUUUAGGGUUUCAAAUUGCUGUUUACAGUGGUUUAUUUAAAAAUGGACGCUGUUCCUAUUAUGAUUCUGCCUCAGAAUCGCACUCCUCCUGAUGAGUCGUAUUCGCGAGAGCGUAAACGGAUAAAACUGUCUAAUAAUGGAGAGGAAUUUAGUAGUUCAUUAAUUAACAGUGGAACUAGGGAAAACAACAAGUUAAAGGCGACUUGUUCGAAAGCUGUUGAUUAUUCUGAUCCAUUGGCUAUAUCGAGUAUGAUCAGUAAAUUAGAUUCUGGUAAAUAUGGAAGUGUUACGAAAGACAUAGAAGCUCUCAUUGCUCGAAAAUUUCUUGUGCUUUCGCCCUAUCUUAAGAAGCAUCCUAUACUUUCUGGUGUCUUAUUUGAUGGGAAAAAGACAUCAACUGAAGAAGAGGGUUCUAAGGCGCAGCCGGAUUUCAUUGAUUUGGAGGAUGAUAAUGCUGUAACUUGUCGUCCAGCUAUAGCUAACCAGCCUGUUGUGAUUUUGGAUUCGGAUGACGAAGAUGAUGUAGACUGCAGGCCAACUCAUCCAUUCCAAGAUAUUUUCUUGCCGAGGCCUGCACCGCAACUUCUCAUGAAUACACCAGUUAGGGUUAGGAUUCAUGGGAACAGCCAUCAAAAUAUGAUACUGCCAAAUGAAAUUGAUAUGAAGAGUGAGAAAAGUCUGCCAAAUGAAAUUGAUAUGAAGAGUGAGAAAGGUGUUUAUGUUGGUGUAGAGGAGGAUGAUGACUGUAAAUCUGAGCCUGAAGAUGAUGGUCUUGGAGAUAUUUGGAAUGAAAUGUCGGUAGCAAUGGAAUCUUCUAAGGAUGUUGCUGAGAAUCCUGCAUCAGAUGAACACUCGCAAGAAGAUGAAGACUAUUGUGAUCACUCUUUUGUGCUGAAGGAUGAUAUUGGUUAUGUUUGUCGCAUAUGCGGGGUUAUUAAGAGAGGAAUUGAGACCAUUAUUGAGGUUCAGUAUAUCAAAAAAAAGAGUAUGCGGACAUAUGUAUCUGAAUCCAGAAAUGCCAAGGACAGAGAUUCAAACUCUAUGGUUGGGGUUGAAUUGUCUGCAGAUGAUAUGACAGUAACUGACAUCUCUGCUCAUCCGAGGCACAUGAAGCAGAUGAAACCUCAUCAAGUGGAAGGUUUCAAUUUCCUUCGAAGUAACUUAGUGACAGAUAAUCCUGGAGGCUGUAUUUUGGCCCAUGCUCCUGGAUCUGGGAAAACGUUCAUGAUCAUCAGUUUCAUGCAGAGUUUCCUAGCGAAAUACCCACAUGCUCGACCACUAGUUAUACUUCCAAAAGGAAUUUUGUCUACAUGGAAAAAAGAGUUUCAAAUAUGGCAAGUUGAAAAUCUUCCGCUGUAUGAUUUUUAUAGCGCGAAAGCAGAUAGUCGAUUACAGCAACUGGAGAUCUUGAAACAGUGGGUGGAGCACAAGAGCAUUCUUUUCUUGGGCUACAAACAAUUCUCCUCUAUUGUUUGUGACGAUUCAAACAAUAAAGUUGCAGCUAAUUGUCAAGAGAUACUACUCAAGCGACCUUCAAUACUAAUUCUAGAUGAAGGGCACACGCCAAGGAAUGAGAACACUGAUGUUUUACAAUCCCUUGCUAAAGUGCAGACACCUCGAAAAGUUGUUCUUUCAGGAACCCUUUACCAAAAUCAUGUCAAGGAGGUAUUCAAUAUACUGAAUCUUGUUCGUCCAAAGUUUCUGAGGUUGGAUAUGUCUAGGGCUAUUGUCAAGCGCAUCAUGAGCAAAGUACAUAUACAAGGUGUGAAGAAGAAUCUCAAAACGGGGGAAACGGUAUUUUAUGACUUGGUAGAACACACAAUACAGAAAGAUCCUGAUUUUAAAAGAAAAGUAUCUGUCAUACGGGACUUGCGUGAAAUGACCAGCAAGGUCCUUCAUUACUAUAAAGGAGAUUUCUUAGAUGAGCUUCCUGGGCUGGUUGAUUUCACUGUAGUGCUCAAUCUUAGUUUAAAACAGAAGCAUGAAGUUCAGAAGUUGAAGAAAUUGGCUCGGAAAUUCAAGAGAAGUUCUGUGGGCAGUGCCGUUUAUCUUCACCCAAAGUUGAACACAGUCUCUGAGAAUUGUACCUUGACUGAUGACAAGAUGGAUGAGUUCUUAGAGAAAUUAGAUGUGAGAGAUGGAGCCAAAGCUAAAUUCUUCCUAAAUAUGAUGAGCCUAUGCGAGUCAGCUGGGGAAAAGUUACUGGUUUUCAGCCAGUACCUCCCACCAUUGAAAUUUUUGGAGAGACUAGUAGUGAAAGUGAAGGGUUGGGCUUUAGGAAAGGAGUUCUUUGUGAUCUCAGGUGAAUCAAGUUCUGAUCAACGAGAGUGGUCCAUGGAACGUUUCAAUAAAUCCACCGAUGCCAAAGUUUUCUUUGGAUCAAUUAAGGCAUGCGGAGAAGGAAUAUCUUUAGUUGGGGCAUCGAGGAUUAUCAUUUUAGAUGUUCAUCUGAAUCCGUCAGUUACCCGCCAAGGAAUAGGACGUGCUUUCCGACCAGGGCAAACGAAGAAAGUGUAUGCUUACAGAUUGGUUGCUGGGGAUUCACCAGAAGAGGAAGAUCAUAGCACAUGUUUUAGGAAAGAGGCUAUUGCAAAGAUGUGGUUCGAGUGGAAUGAAUAUUGCGGUUAUCAGGAUUUUGAAGUCGAGAAAAUCGAGUUGAAAGACUCUGGUGAUUCCUUCUUAGAGAGUCCGCUAGUUAGGGAAGAUAUAAGGGAAUUGUACAAAAGGUAGUUUCUGACUUGGGAGAUCUGAAGCAGUAUAAAAGGCGGCAACGGUUUGUUACUUGUUUUCUUGUCUUUGACCUUCAUCGAGCCUGAAACUUGGUGGUUCUGUGGAUGAUCUUUUAGCAUAAUAGGAUCUAGUUUGUUAAUACCGUUACAGGUUCAGUUUAACCUGAAUUUCUUGGUAGACUUUUCUGAAAUAUCUGUGCUUAUCAGCCUUUUUUUUGUCUCUGUACAGGAAACAUAUGCAUGAAAGAUGUAAAUUGCAGUUUUGAUUUUUUUUC
Molecule: messenger RNA, 3130 nt
Organism: Mercurialis annua (annual mercury)
Lineage: Eukaryota; Viridiplantae; Streptophyta; Magnoliopsida; Malpighiales; Euphorbiaceae
Product: protein CHROMATIN REMODELING 35-like
Exons: 7
Coding region: 169-2856 (895 amino acids)
Biological process (GO): gene silencing by siRNA-directed DNA methylation
Molecular function (GO): ATP binding; ATP-dependent chromatin remodeler activity
Source: RefSeq, a predicted model, not a curated record